Messenger RNA from Varanus komodoensis (Komodo dragon), 3355 nucleotides. RefSeq names its product harbinger transposase derived 1 (gene HARBI1). The record is from RefSeq and is a predicted model, not a curated record. Bases 118 to 1164 code for a protein of 348 amino acids. The transcript has 3 exons. NCBI's taxonomy places the organism in Eukaryota, Metazoa, Chordata, Lepidosauria, Squamata, Varanidae.
AAGCAGGCUCGGCGUCGUCAGUGGGGAACGGGAGCUCCACCUCGCUGUUGAGGGACACCGAGACCUGCUCCCUUUGCGCCACAGGGUGCAGGUGAGACCAAAGAAGAUAGACCCAUCAUGGCUGUUCCCAUAGCAGUUCUUGAUUGUGAUCUCUUGCUCUAUGGUCGUGGUCAUAGGACACUUGACCGCUUCAAAUUGGAAGAUGUCACGGAUGAGUAUCUUCUGUCUAUGUAUGGUUUCCCACGUCAAUUUAUUUACUAUCUGGUGGAUCUUCUGGGUGCCAAUCUUUCUCGCCCUACCCAGCGAUCAAGAGCCAUCAGCCCAGAGACACAAAUUCUUGCUGCAUUAGGUUUUUACACUUCUGGUUCUUUCCAGACUCGCAUGGGAGAUGCUAUUGGCAUAAGCCAAGCCUCUAUGAGCCGUUGUGUUGCUAACGUUACUGAGGCUCUGGUGGAGAGGGCCUCUCAAUUCAUUCAUUUUCCAGAGGAUGAAGUUUCAUUGCAGCAUCUGAAAGAUGACUUUUAUGGGUUAGCAGGUAUGCCAGGGGUACUAGGACUGGUUGAUUGCAACCAUGUAGCGAUAAAGGCACCCAAUGCUGAGGACUUGUCCUAUGUCAAUCGAAAGGGCCUUCAUUCUUUAAACUGCUUGGUGGUGUGUGAUGCCAGAGGAACGCUACUAAGUGCAGAAACACACUGGCCAGGCAGUUUGCAGGACUGCAUGGUGCUGCAGCAAUCAGCCCUGAGGAACCAGUUUGAAGCUGGGAUGCACAAAGAUGGCUGGCUACUUGGUGAUAGUUCUUUUUUCCUUCGGACUUGGCUGAUGACCCCUCUGCAUAUCCCUGAAACCCCUGCAGAGUACAGAUAUAACAUGGCACAUUCAGCCACCCACAAUGUAAUUGAGCGAUCAUUCAGGACACUUCGAUCCCGUUUCCGCUGUCUGGAUGGGACAAAGGGAACCCUGCAAUAUUCUCCAGAGAAAGCCAGCCACAUCAUCUUGGCUUGCUGUGUUCUUCAUAACAUCUCUCUUGAGCAUGGAUUGGAUAUAUGGUCUUCCUCAACAAUGGGACAGAUGGAACAGCCAGAGGAAGAAUAUGAGCAUAUGGAAUCACUUGACUCUGAAGCCUAUCGGGUUCGGCAGGAGUUACUGCUCACUCAUUUUAGUUAAUAUGAAGAGACAUACCAAGUUGGAUUUAAGAAAAAAAUGUGGAAGUAAACACAGUAAAUCCCAAUAUCCCUUAGCAUUUCAUCAGCAGAAAGCAAAGGAGACAUGAUUAUUCACAGGUACUACGAGAACAAACCCACUUGAAAUGGUCAAUUUGUUUUUGAAGAAUAUUUUGCAACUAACAGGGUAUCUUGGUUUCUUUGUGCAUGUUGUGUCUGAGUCCAUGAAUGCUGAACAUAUUCAGUACAUUCUUAUUUUUAAUGAUCUGCCUUACUAGAGGAUAGAGAGGAUGAUUAUCUUGGUAAAAUGUUAAAUGUGUAAGCAUUGUAAGUUGUAAUGAAAAGCAUAUUAUGUACGAGAUAGUCAGAUUCUAAACAGCUGAAUUCAGAUUGCUAAGCAAAAGUUAUUGCAGACUUGACUUAGACAUUGUGAUAAAUUACAUAGACAUUCCUUUUUUCUGCUACAUAAUUUACUUCCUUUGUCUGCCUGUAUUAAUCCAGGAGUAGCUGCAUUUGUGAAGGGGAAAGACACAGAAUGCUUUGUUUCACCUACAAAAUUACAGUAUUGGUACUGAAGUAUAUUUGAUUUCUCAAAAGGUAUAUAAAAGUAUUUACAAAUGCAAAUUCAAAGGGGGGGAGGUUGAAGUGUCUCUGAAUAAGAACAUUAAUUUGAGAUGGCAAAUAUAGAUAGGGAAAUGAAUUCAAAACUGAUUGCAUUGAUUUGAAAAGUAAUGAGAAUAAUAUAGAUUUAAACUCUAUUCUCAGCAUAAGAGAGCUUCUUUAGUAUUAACAUAGGAAUCUACAAAUUUAAAAUGACACAUGGGUAAUAACAAGAAUUGGGAAGAGGAAUAGAGGGAAGAAUAUGCAAUUACUUUAGUUGUACAUACUUAGGGUAGUUAAGGGAAGUUAUUGGAGUGGGUGUUGCUCCAAGGGUUUUAUGGGAAAGGGGGUGCUGAAGAGUGAUUUGAUAUUUAAACUUAGGGAAAUAACUUUGGAUAAUCACAUUCAAGUAUCAUCUACUAUUUCUCAUGAACAUUUUUUCCAUUGUAAAAGGCUUAACCCAUUCUAGGGCCUCCUGAACUUUUGGGCCUUGGUAAGUACCCACCUUUUAAAUUACAUUUUUAUACUUUUCUGCCAAAGCACUGAAGGUUUUUUACAACUUAAAAUAAUGGCUUGCUGUUUACAAUAUAUUUUUCACAUUGUUAAGACACUAUAAUUACUUGAUAGUCUGAGAACUGAGGAGAUAAAUACCAAAUCUGGAUGAAAGUACAUGAUUAUUUGUCAUCAUAAUACAGAAAUUUCAGCUUCCAGGCUGUAGGACUCAUUGCACAUUUCCCAUGAAACAAAUACUGAUAAAAUAGUGGAUAUGAUUUCAACUUUAAAGUGUGGGGAAGGUUCUGUAUUAGAUAAUAAAAACAAUGUGUUUGGUCCUGUGUUACUGAUACAUAGAUAGGAACAGGAAAAGGAAGAACAGGUUGGUGGUCUGCUUUGUGGUCCAGUUAAGACAUAGUAAAAUACACAUCUUUAAGUGAAAGUUCUUAUGGGUUAGUUUCCUUAUUUUAUUAUGGUCUAGCUUGAGGUCUACAGUUUGAAUGCCUUGGUAACUGGCUCCCCUUCCCCUACACAGAAAUUGAAACACAGUCAAACACUAUGUAUGAAAAUUAACGAAUAAAAAUAGUAUCAACAAACCCAUAACUAUAAUAUACCAUAAGUUUUAAGCAACACACUUCCUUCCAAUUAGAUGUGUCAAUAUGACUUGGAAUCCUUUAGCCUUAGUCAUGGGUAAACCAGCAAUGCAGACUGUUAAUGUAUGCAGAAGAAAGGCGUAUUUUAUUGGUCCCUGCAUUUGAUAUGCAUCAUGCUGCACCCAAUGAAGUAUGUGUUAAUUGAUGUUAGAUCACUCAGUAUCAGAGAACUGAACAGGCAAGGAUUGUGUCAAACAUAUCCCAAAAUGCAUUUUAUUUAUUUUGUCUAAUAGAAUUAAAUGGAAGUUAUUGAGGAUUGCAAUGGAAGUUAUUUACAUUGUCUGUCCACCUCAUCUGCACAGCUCUGCCCUGAGUUUUCUUCCCUGAUUAUGAUAGCUAGAGUGAUGUGUUUUAAUUGUUUGCUGCUCACAUUGCUGAUUAUAGUUUAUUUUGCCAUUUUAUGAUGUUUUAUUGUAAGCUAUAAUAAACAUAAAGUGAUAUACGAUCAAA